Seminavis robusta is the source of this 1512-nucleotide messenger RNA. Lineage: Eukaryota; Bacillariophyta; Bacillariophyceae; Naviculales; Naviculaceae. The record is from the annotation of a GenBank genome assembly.
AUGAUGAUGGUGUCUGCUCUGUGUCCGUGGCGGAGUGUCUUCUUGUUUCUGUUGUUGUGCUUGUGCUUGGGAGCGACCCAAGCAGCCAUUGAUCAUGUUUCGGUAAGUCAAGAUGGCAAGCACGUUGUGACCGUGGCCAAUGGCGAGCUCUUUUACAUGUCUGGGACCAACGUUCACGACGAAGGGGCGUGGCACCGUUAUGGCAAACCACCGCACGACUUGGGUGGCCCCACACGUGUCGUACAAGCUAGCGUCGGUAACAACGGGUGGAUGUGGGUCAUUGUCAAGAGUUGGCGCUAUUUUACGUUCGCCGUCAAUCCAACCACGCACGAGUGGGUCCAGAUGGCGACUCCCGAGUUUCAAGAAAUCCACACCACGGCCACUGGAUACACUUUUGGAAUCCGGGCUUCCGAUGGAGUGAUUAUGAAUCGAAACAAUGUCAAUGCCAAUGACAUCUCCACGUGGCAUGAAUACGCCUCCCUCACCGAAACUGGCUUUGCCAAGUCGCUUGCAUUGGGCCCGAGUGGUCCAUCGGCAGUCAAGGCCAAUGGGCAGCUCUUUCAAUUCGGUGGCCAAUGGUGGGCGUCGGGAAUCCAUGGAUGCCAAUCCCUUAGUAGGUACGUGGUGGGUGGUGUCGAAAAAGCCUUUUGGAUUCGGGCCAGUGACCAGACGCUGGUCCAUGAAGCCGACAUGUGGCAAACAUGGACGGCAGGGAACCGCCAGUAUCCUGCCAAUGCCCCCAAAAUGAUCCAGCUCCAAGUCGCCGCCGACGGAACCACCCUGUGGGGUGUCUCGCAAGAUCAAGAGACUCUGCAGUACUGUCCUGGCUCCACAGCCACCACCACCAAUUGCAGGACCAUCCAAGGACCGGUCUUUGACCUGCAUUUGCACGUGUCGAAAAACGGCCAGCAUGUCAUGGCGACCCACAUGGGAGAGGUCUUUUACAUGAACGGAAUUGCCGCCGACGGGGCUUGGACCAAAUUGGGUGGAUAUUGCCGCAAGGCGUACGUCUCCAACUACAACUUUCAGUUUUGCAUUGCCGGAGAUCAUACUCUGUGGCAUCGCGACGGAAAGUUCCCAACCGCACAGUGGGAGCGUGUCGCCAACUUGAUGACCAUGACGGCUCUUGGACUAGGAGAAACGGGAGCCGAGCUACUCUUUGUUUCCAAGGACAACCGGAAUGUCUACAAACGCAAUGAUUGGAAUGAAGGCUAUAGCUGGUUUUCCGGACCCGCGGCGAUCCAAGUCGACUUGGACCAUCAUGCCAAUACAGGAUGUGUGAUCGACACCAACUUGGACUGGUACUGCCUCUACGCGGACGGAGCCCGCGUGAAUGGCGAUGGAAAGGCGCAUAGUUUGUCACUCCAAAAGGGAAACCACAUGCACGUGGCUUCUGCCGAACCGGGACGAAAGCUGGAACGGUUGCAGGAUUCGAAAAACAUUGCCGGGAAGCCUCCGAUUACACUGGACAAUGAUCUCAAGUUUAUUUCAGCGACGGCGGACAAUCGGUAA